GUUUCAAAUGCUCUAAGAUGGCUGUUGCCGAUGGCCAAUUGAAGAUCCGUUGCCCGUGACCUCGAUGCUUCUCACAUGGCGGGCGCAAUAUUAGUAGGUUAGUACUAUAGAUACUUCUUCUCCUCCACCCUCAUCUCCAUCAUUUCUUUCCAAGGCGACACCUCUCCUGCGCUUCUUCUUCAUCAUCCAUAAACUCUAGGCGGUCUGUCAUACGCACUUCAGUCGCAGCAACAACAACUCCGUUUAUCUAUACCAUGUCUGCUCAAGAUUACUACGGCGGCGGCGGUGGUGGAGGCUACCCUCAGCAUCCCCAGCCUUCUUACGGCCCCCCUCAAGGUCAAUACGGCCCUCCCCAAGGCCAGUAUGGCCCUCCCCAGGGACAGUAUGGUCCCCCUCAAGGGCAAUAUUACGGUCCACCCCAAGGCCAACCUCCCAUGCAAUAUCAACAAGCACCCCCUCAACAAAGUGGUGGCAAGCGCGGCGGCGGCGGCUGCUUGACAGCUUGCCUGGCGGCCAUGUGCUGUUGCUGUGUCGCUGAGGAGGGAUGCGAGUGCUGCAUCGAUUGUUGUGACUGCCUCUUCUAAACGGCCUGCCUCAACGAAACAAAGUAGAUACGAUCCACACGAUACAUAUAAUCAGCCCACGCAUGGCCCUAUAAAAAACCUCGAGAAUCCUUACACCUCUUCAAACAAUUUGUAAAACAAUUGACAAAGACCCCGUCCCCUGACUAAAUAAUAUAUGACGUUCUUUCGCAGAGAUGGUGGACGUGGCGUUAUCAGCACAAAUAAAUCCAGUCAGUAACCGCACUGAACAGCCGACUGGGUUCAACGUUUUCAACGCUCGAGCAUACUGAAUGAUCGAUGGGCGUAGCUCGUCAUUACCACGUACACGGCAAUAGCUACUGUAUCAUACUAUCGACAUGAACCAAUUGACAUGAAUAUAGAACAUUGAAUCAUUUGUUUUGAAACUGUACGCGAGCUAAUAGCGUUCUUUCAUCUACCGUCAAGUUUUUUCCCACCCCACAAGCUUAAUGCAUUCCUUUCGCCUCAUCAUUGAUAACAAAGCACGCCCAAAGAUUACUGGUUGAGUUGCACGUAA
Molecule: messenger RNA, 1098 nt
Organism: Fusarium verticillioides 7600
Lineage: Eukaryota; Fungi; Ascomycota; Sordariomycetes; Hypocreales; Nectriaceae
Exons: 3
Coding region: 255-584 (109 amino acids)
Source: RefSeq, a predicted model, not a curated record